Cuscuta epithymum is the source of this 2057-nucleotide messenger RNA. The record is from the annotation of a GenBank genome assembly. Lineage: Eukaryota; Viridiplantae; Streptophyta; Magnoliopsida; Solanales; Convolvulaceae.
GAGAUUGAAACCUUUGGCCCAGAAUUGUGAUUAAACUGAUUUUUUAAUCAGUAACUUCUUUGGAUCCAUCGACAUCUAUCAUCUCCACCAAGUCGCCGACUCCCUUCGUAGCUUCACCCUCCGCCAGGCACCAGCACGCAGCAGGACAACACCGCCACUCCGCCAGCACGCCACGUCUAUCUUCAGCCGCUCUCCGUCGCUCACCCUUUGGCGGUUCGGCCAAUCGACCCUUCUCACUUUCACUUCCAACCAUCAAUUUUUUAAAAUAGGCAUGAUGGUGGAAGAAAAUAAGAAGAAACUAGAGAAGAGCAUAUGGGGAUGGGUGGCAAUUGGGGCGGUGGUGGUGGCAUUGGCCAUGGGUUUUUUGCAUACCCACAAUUACAAGUCCUGCACAUGCUCCCAGGAUUCUAGAAAAUAUACAGGGAUUGUUGAAGAUUGCUGUUGUGAUUAUGAAACAGUUGACAGUCUUAAUGCAGCUGUCCUCCAUCCUCUACUCCAAGAGCUUGUCACAACUCCAUUCUUUCGAUACUUUAAGGUGAAGCUAUGGUGUGACUGCCCUUUUUGGCCAGAUGAUGGUAUGUGCAAGUUACGUGACUGCAGUGUGUGUGAAUGUCCAGAGAAUGAAUUUCCAGAGCCUUUUAAGAAACAUGGGCUCCCCUUUGAUGAUCUAAAAUGUCAAGAGGGAAAACCACAAGCAGCUGUUGAUCGCACUCUAGACUCAAAGGCUUUUAGGGGCUGGAUAGAAGUAGAUAACCCUUGGACACAAGAUGAUGAAACUGAUAAUGGUGAAAUGACCUAUGUAAAUCUCUUAUUGAACCCUGAACGAUACACAGGCUAUACUGGACCAUCAGCCCGAAGAAUAUGGGAUGCAGUUUAUUCAGAUAAUUGUAAAUAUGCACCUGGAGAGAUAUGCGAGGAGAAAAAAGUGCUUUAUAAGCUAAUAUCUGGUCUCCACACAUCUAUUUCAACACACAUAGCUGCUGAUUACCUACUUGAUGAAACUAAAAAUUUGUGGGGUAGAAACCUGGAUUUGAUGUAUGAUCGUGUUCUGCAAUUUCCUGACCGUGUCAGAAAUCUGUAUUUUACUUUCCUCUUUGUUCUUAGAGCCGUGACAAAAGCUACUGAUUACUUGGAGCAAGCUGAGUAUGACACAGGUAACCCAGUGGAGGACCUGAAAACACAGUCUCUCAUGCGGCAACUUGUUUACAAUGAAAAACUACGAAAAGCUUGUCCGGUUCCAUUCGACGAAGCUAAACUCUGGAAAGGCCAGAGUGGGCCUGAGCUAAAGCAGCAAAUUCAAAAACAGUUCAGGAAUAUCAGUGCUCUAAUAGAUUGUGUAGGAUGUGAGAAAUGCCGCCUCUGGGGGAAGCUUCAAGUUUUAGGCCUUGGAACUGCCUUAAAAAUCCUCUUCUCCGUGGAUGGUCAGAAGCACCCAAUGCCACCGCUGCAGUUGCAAAGAAACGAAGUCAUUGCCCUGAUGAACCUGCUGAAUCGCCUAUCAGAAUCACUCAAUUUUGUCCGUGAAAUGAGUCCAAACAUUGAGAAAUCAUUGGAGAGACUUGUUUCUGAUCAUUCCGUCUCAGUAAUUAGUUCUUGGCGAAAAGCAGUGGAAGCUGUAGUAGGGAUUCGGUCAAGGAGCUCCACCACGUGAUGAUCAUCCGCCGUGCUUGGAAUAGAUUUGAGUACCCAUUAAUACCACAAUUGGGAACAUAUUCAUAGAACUUUAAUAUUUUAUUAGACUGUAACAAAGAGAGGUAUCUUAUGUAUGUAUAGGCAUGGCUGUAAGCAGAACAUGAGAGAUUACAAAGGUCAAAAUUGAGGAACCAUUUGUGUCAUUUGAUGUGCUUUUGUACAGGUGGCUCAAAUGUGUUUUUUGAAUGUAAGAUUGUAAGCUGUUGUUGAAAUUUGUUGGGAAUGAAAUUACUACCCAUACUUUGAUGUUUGGCCUAUUUGUUGCAUUUAACAAACUGCAGGAGAAAACAGUGUUUGUAGCCAACAAGAUUGAAGCAUUGUUAUGAAAUAUGAAGGAAUAGUUUUCCUUAUCUUCAAAAGAUCAA